AUGGACGAUGCCACCUGGUCCGCUCUCCUUGACACUUGUGCCCGGACAGCUGGGGACCCUCUCUCCGAGUGUCCGGAAGGAUGGGAGCUGUGCUUGCUGGCCAAGGUGGCCGCCCAGCGCUUUGGACUCUCGGUCCGGAAGCUGGAAAUGGUGCUGCUGGAGGCUGAGACCCUGGAGCAAAGCCGUCAGAUCCUGCAUGCGGCGCUGCCCAAGACCACUGACAUCGAAGAGCUCUUGGCACGUGCCGAGCGCGACCCGCGCGGGGCGGAGCGCCGCGUUACGCGCUCGCGCUCGCGGAGGCGGCAGGUGCUGGGCGCGGCCCGGGCCAAGUUGGCAGCGCUGCGGGUUGAGCACCCGGCUGCGGUGCAGGUGGGCGAGCUCACGGGGCGCUUGCUGCUGGCGGGGAAGGAGCUGUUGCGCGCAGGGGACAGCUCGGUGGGAGCCGCCGCGCUUCCGGCACAGUUCACGUCCCUGCGCGCGCCGGUGAGUGUGGGUCCUCCGGCGUUCUUUCCCGUGGGCAACGCCGCGGGACGCUUCCUGCCUUUGACCUCGGACCUCUCUGCGCUGGAGCCGCGGCUGCUCUUCGUGGGGCUCUCGGAUUUGCGGCACCUCUUCGUGGCACUGGAGGCCUUGGAGGGAGGACCGAGGUCGGUGACCUGCGUGUUGAACGACCUGAAUGCUGAGACCUGUGCGCGAAAUGCUUUGAUGCUGCAGUUGCUUUCAGAAGGCGAUUACCCAUUAGGGCACAGGAUCCUGUCCAUUUUCACUGUCUGGUGGUUACAUGAACUUCCCAUGCCAGCUGUGCCACUGUUGUGCCAUGCAGCUGAACAAGCGCAGAAAAGUUGUUGCACAGGAACUCGACAAGUGCUACAGAAAUGGAUUCAACAAUGGAGAAGUGAUGCCGGUUUCACUGGCACCGAGCUGCAAGAGGUCUUGCAGACAGCUGACUUGUCACAAUCCGACCUAGCUGAGGCUGCUGAAGCUUUUGCACAUGCGCCAUGUGUCUUCAACCUCACGCUCCAACACACUUCCGCGCGCCUUCAGUACAACUUGCAUUCGGGCCAAGCCGUGCCUUCCGGCUGGCAAGAUGCUGGAGACGGGGUCCUUCUGUGGCCACCACUGCCCGAGGACGAGGAGUUCGAUCCCGACGCCGGCGCGCCCGGCCGCGCCGAGUACUUGGGGGCCUUGACGAAGCUGCUCCCACGCAGCGCGCAGGCGUUGGCGGCGCUGGCGCCGUGGGGCGGUUCACUUCGAUGGUCGGUGCGGGCCGGCGACUGCCUGGCGCUCAGGUGGAGUGGGAAGACUCGCUUUGAGCGAGUCUUCACGUCGAAUGUGGCAGACCAUGUGGGGGUGGUGAACUUGGUGGUGGCUUUGGUGCCAGUCUUGGAAGUGCCAGAUGGGAGGCUGGAAGUCUGUCUGAGCAACAAUCUUAAGGCGUUGGACCUCCAGGGUGACAUUUUCAGCCUCUUUCCCAAGCUGUACAACCUCACGGUGGAGGAGGUGAGUGACCUCUUGGGCAUCCGCUGUGAAUCGCCGCAGCGAGAUCAGCUCUGGAUAUAUCCUCGUGAAGCUGUGGAGGCCACUGAGACGAGACCGUCGCGUGCCCUGGUCGACUGGCUCGUGUCCUCGACUGGGCGGCUCUACCGUUGCCCUUCGCCGGACCCCGAGACGCUCCUCCGGCGGCGUGCGCACGGGGACGUGCUGGGCAUGGCGCUGCGCUUUCUGCGGCGCUUCACCUGCUCCAAGGUGAUGCUGCUGACGAUCGCCAGUCUGCUGAAACAACGGCAGAUCGAUGGUUCCACGACUGAAGCCGAAGCCGCGCUGAAAGAGGUGCUGGUGGCAGCGCCCUUUGGGGAACAGCAGCUGGCGCUGCUUCUGCCAGAGCUCCAGGCCGAGCCCCGACACUGGCGCCUGGCGCGCUUCCGCGUGGCGACGGUGCCGUCCUGGGCGUGGCGGGCACGCCCCACGGUGGUGCUUGCGUGGGCGCGCGGACGGGCGUUGAGCAGGGCCAAGCAGCAGGGCGUGAGGCUUCAGCCGCAGGAGGGGUCGGGACUCAGCUGUGGAUUGGACUUGGUGUCGAUGUUUCUGUACUGA
Durusdinium trenchii is the source of this 2094-nucleotide messenger RNA. Lineage: Eukaryota; Dinophyceae; Suessiales; Symbiodiniaceae. The record is from the annotation of a GenBank genome assembly.